UUACUUUACUACAUAAUGGCGCGUCAAUCGCAAUCGAGACUUCCCGGCCGGCCCGUUCCAUGGCAUCACAGCCGAGCUUCACCUUGGCGAUGAAAACGAUUCCUUUCAGUGUUUACUUGAAGCCGGCGGAGGAGAGGUGGUUUCCCCAGGGUCAGCGUUGGAUAAUAGCAAAACCAAUCUCUGCAUUGUAGAAAAUCGGGAAAUUAAGAAACGUCAACUUUCCUUGUAUGCCAGUAAAGGCUUAUAUUGCGUCCCGCCCGUCUAUCUGAGGAAUCUUAUCCUGGCCGUGGGCAACAAGCUGCAAUGGAGUGAAUCAGUUUUGCCAGUGUUCCUUCCUUAUCUUUCAAACUUCACCGUUUCACUCUGGAAAGUCCCAAACAAAUCGUGGUAUUCCCAUUCAAGGAAAUAACAGUGACGUAAGACAAGACAAAACCGGUCUAACUUUUGGCACUAGACAUGAAAAGCUUGCGGCGCAGGUAUUCUGGUAUAAAAGACGAGUGAGACCUUGGAUGGACCAUCAGUUUACUAUCUCAUUUCAGCUGCAAAACAAACCAGCAACGCAACACUAUGCUCCUAUUGAACGCAUUGGUGAUCCUUAUGGUGUCAGCUUAUGCGGUCAAUGGCCGGCCAACUGAAACUUCAAAGAUCACCAGUUCAUCCGGGUCUGUCGUGGAAAACCAAGGUUGGAAUGAGAGCCAGCGGCCAACACCAAACAUCCAUCCCGUCAGUCAGACUGUGGCCAGCACCGCCGAUUCCAUUCCGAAUGGAUCCUCUUCCACCGGAAGCAGCAGCAGCCUACCAUCUAACGUCAACCACGAUGUCUUUUCAAAUCAGGUAGACUUUGCAGGUGCCGAUGCUCAUCGUGCUUUUGCGUCACUCUUCGGUAUCCCGAGUAGCGGUUUCCUUGCCAAUCCUGUAGAAAACCAAGUUGCUGGAUUCGUUCCAAGGGGAUUCCGAGCAGGGUCCGGUGUCUCCGCCUCUGCCGCCGCCGUUUCUAUUUCCUCAUAAACAAUCUAUAAAUGCUUGAAUCAUGAUCCACAAAGCUUUCCAACUGUUAAUAGUUAAUAUUAUGUUCAACUGUAAAAAGUAACUAGACAUCAUCAUCAUUGUUUUUUCACCUCAUAAAUCUGUACUUUCAUUUUCUACUGCGUAAGGAAAUGCCAUGAACUGAUGAACAGCGCCAUUUUCUUUGUUAUUGCGUCCGCUAGAAUAAUAAAUGGUGGCUUCUACUCCAAA
Daphnia magna is the source of this 1236-nucleotide messenger RNA. RefSeq lists its product as uncharacterized. Bases 568 to 1008 code for a protein of 146 amino acids. The transcript is spliced from 4 exons. Lineage: Eukaryota; Metazoa; Arthropoda; Branchiopoda; Diplostraca; Daphniidae. The record is from RefSeq and is a predicted model, not a curated record.